This is a messenger RNA of Pseudonaja textilis, 2346 nucleotides long. It is a transcript of the gene TPST1, whose product is annotated as tyrosylprotein sulfotransferase 1. Gene Ontology annotation, cellular component: Golgi apparatus. Gene Ontology annotation, biological process: peptidyl-tyrosine sulfation. Gene Ontology annotation, molecular function: protein-tyrosine sulfotransferase activity. The record is from RefSeq and is a predicted model, not a curated record. NCBI's taxonomy places the organism in Eukaryota, Metazoa, Chordata, Lepidosauria, Squamata, Elapidae.
CCUAUCCGGGAAUGCUUGUGAUUUCCAUGGCAGCGCCUCUGCGGACCGAGCGGACGAAGGUCUUGGCGAGCCUUGGAGAAAGAGAGAAGAGGCGAAGCAAAGCGGAGGGAGCGAGCGAGCGAGUUACGGCCGGCGGUCGGUCGGUCGGUCUGCGGGGCGAUGGGGCCCGUGCGAAGCUCUCUGGUAGCAAGUCUUGAUCUCUUGGGACCACAUUCUCCAUGGCAUGAAACACAGGCAGUGACUUGGGCCAGCCAGCCACCUCUAACCGCAUGAAGUGGCUUCUCUACAAAAGAUGGUAGGGAAAUUCAAGCAGAACCUCUUGCUGGUGUGUUUGGUGAUUAGUUCAGUGACUGUCUUCUACUUGGGGCAACAUGCUAUGGAAUGCCAUCACCAAAUAGAGGAGCGAAGCCAACUGACCCGACUAGAGCCAGCCAAAGCAACCACAAGAACCAGCCAGAACACGAAGAAAAAUGCCACAUUGGCUUAUAACAAAGAUAUGCCUUUAAUAUUUAUUGGGGGAGUACCCCGGAGUGGCACCACCUUGAUGCGGGCGAUGCUAGAUGCUCACCCGGACAUCCGCUGUGGAGAAGAGACACGGGUCAUCCCUCGGAUUUUGGCUCUCAAGCAGAUGUGGGCCCGAUCAAGCAAAGAGAAAAUGCGGCUCAAUGAAGCAGGUGUCACAGACGAGGUGUUGGACUCAGCCAUGCAGGCCUUCCUCUUGGAAAUUAUCGUGAAGCACGGGGAGCCAGCACCUUACCUGUGCAACAAGGACCCCUUUUCCCUCAAGUCUUUAACUUACCUUGCCAGGAUUUUCCCCAAUGCCAAGUUUAUUUUGAUGAUCAGAGAUGGUCGAGCCUCCGUUCAUUCCAUGAUCUCCAGGAAGGUCACCAUUGCUGGCUUUGAUCUGAAUAGCUACAGGGAUUGCCUGACCAAAUGGAAUCGUGCCAUUGAGAUCAUGUAUAACCAGUGCUUGGAGGCUGGCCUUGACCAUUGCAUGUUGGUGUAUUAUGAGCAGCUGGUCUUGCACCCCGAGAAGUGGCUCAGGAGGCUCUUCAAGUUCCUCCACAUCCCGUGGAAUCCUGCAGUUUUGCAUCAUGAAGAAAUGAUUGGGAAAGCUGGGGGAGUGUCCCUAUCAAAAGUUGAAAGAUCUACAGACCAAGUUAUUAAGCCAGUUAAUGUGGAAGCCUUGUCAAAAUGGGUUGGAAAGAUCCCCACAGACGUCCUUCAGGAUAUGCCAGUGAUCGCACCAAUGUUGGGGAAGCUUGGCUACGACCCCUAUGCCAACCCACCCAAUUAUGGGAAACCGGAUCAGAAAGUCCUUGAAAACACAAGAAGGGUUUAUAAAGGUGAAUUUCAACUUCCUGACUUCCUAAAAGAAAUAUCACAGACUGAUGCGGUGAACUAAAAGAAUGGAUGUGACUUAAUGAAUGUUGGAGUCAUUUUAAAGAAAGCACGAUGGCAAAAUCUACAAAGAUCUGUUUCCUCAGAAUAUGUCCCCAUUUCAUAAUGACAUGUAAAUUUCUAUCUUUCUUCCAACAGCAGCUGUACUGAAAUGUUGUAGGUGUUUAUAGGAAAUGAUUCUGGGAUCAAGUCAUUAAAGUGGGAGGACUCCAGGUGGGAAUUUCUCCUGUAUAAAACAUUUUGGAGUUGUAAGAGUCAUGCAGUUGUGGUAUGCCUCCUAUUAGUCUCUGUGACACUAAUACACAGAAGAUACAUUGCCAGAUUGUAUCUCAACAAUUAGAAAUUGCAUUUAUUCCCAUUUACACAAUUGUUUUAAAAACCUCAGAAGAAACUGAAUUCAGUAUUGAUUUAGGAUGUGAGAUAUAACUUUUGAGAUACUUUCCAUAAGACUGCUAAUUUAACACAUUAGUCCUCAUGCGUGAAUUGCAGGGUGUGUCUAUUUUGAUGCAUGCUGGUUCCUUUGUGUGCAUAUCUUCCAAAGGGAUGAUUGGCAGUCAUGGCUUCACAAGGAUGAAAAAAUGAGGAAUGGCCUGUUUGCUUUCCUUCACAAAAUACAGGAAAUGAACCAUUGCACAGAAUGUCUAUGUUAAUUCUUAAAUACACCUUUCUUUGAACUGUUUUUUCCACACGUAGUUCAUAUCCAUCAUUAGAUCACCAUACAGCAGUCAGUUUCUCUGUAUAUUAUUUUUCCUUUCUUAGGCAAUCAUUUUUUUAAUUUGUGGAAAAUGGUGCUUGUUCCUGUUGUCACCACCCCCAAUUUAGCUGAUUUAUGAAAUUAUGUUUUAAUUAUUUAAAAAUGGUUUCUGAGAUGCAAGCAAGAACUUGAAGAUUUACAAUCCAACAGCCUUUUGUAUUUUAUUUUUCAAAAUAAAAGCUUUAAAUGUG